AUGGCUCCAGGAGGCCCCAAAGGCCGCGCUGGCAAGGGCAAGGCCGCCGCUGAGAAGGAGAAGCCCAAAGCCAACAAGGCCGAACUGAAGACGUUGAAGAGGAAACGAGACUUGGAGAACCUCGAGACACUCCAAAAUAGGAUUGACGAACUUGACCCCAAAUCCGCCGACAUCAAGAACUUCACCGAUCUUCCCCUUUGCGAACCGACCGCCUCCGGACUGCGCGCAUCCCAUUUCGAGAUCAUGACCGAUGUCCAAAAAGCCGCCAUUCCCCUUGCGCUGAAGGGACAAGACAUUCUCGGCGCUGCUAGAACGGGUAGCGGCAAGACCCUCGCCUUCCUUGUUCCAGUUCUCGAGAAGCUUUACCGUGCACGAUGGACCGAGCUCGAUGGCCUCGGUGCUCUUAUCAUCAGCCCGACCCGUGAAUUGGCCGUCCAAAUAUUUGAAGUGUUGAGGAAAAUUGGUCGCAACCACAGCUUUUCGGCAGGCUUGGUCAUUGGAGGAAAGAGCUUGAAGGAAGAGGCGGAACGUCUUAGUCGCAUGAAUAUCCUCGUUUGCACACCCGGUCGUAUGCUGCAACAUCUCGACCAAACGGCCGGUUUUGAUGUCGACAACCUCCAGAUCCUCGUUCUCGAUGAGGCCGAUCGCAUCAUGGAUAUGGGUUUCCAGCAGGCCGUUGACGCUCUCGUUGAGCAUCUUCCCAAGAGCAGACAAACCCUCCUGUUCAGCGCAACACAAAGUAAGCGUGUCUCGGAUCUCGCCCGGUUGAGUUUGAAGGACCCCGAAUACGUCUCCGUCCACGAAGCCGCGGCAUCGGCGACUCCCGUCAACCUCCAGCAGCAUUACAUCGUCACACCUCUCCCCGAGAAGCUCGACACACUAUGGGGCUUCCUACGAACGAACCUCAAGAGCAAGAUCAUUGUUUUCCUGUCCUCCGGCAAGCAGGUGAGAUUCGUAUACGAAAGUUUCAAGAGGAUGCAGCCCGGUAUUCCACUACUACAUCUGCACGGUCGCCAAAAACAAAUAGCACGUCUCGAGAUCACGAACCGGUUUACGUCCGCGAAAUACUCCUGCCUCUUCGCCACCGACGUCGUCGCCAGAGGUGUUGAUUUCCCCGCCGUCGACUGGGUCAUCCAGGCCGAUUGCCCCGAAGAUGCCGACACCUACAUCCACCGCGUCGGCAGAACGGCGCGUUACGAGAGCAAGGGUCGCGCCGUCUUGUUCCUCGACCCCAGCGAAGAGGAGGGUUUCAUCAAGCGUCUCGAGCAGAAGAAGGUGCACGUCGCGAAGGUGCACGUCAAGGAGAACAAGAAGAAGAGCAUCAAGCACGAGCUGCAAUCGCAGAAUUUCCAGUCCCCCGAUCUCAAAUACCUCGGUCAAAAGGCGUUCGUCUCGUAUGUCCGCUCGAUUUACCUCCAAAAGGACAAGGAGGUGUUCAAGUUCGAUAAGCUCGACCUCGACGGUUUCGCUUCCAGCUUGGGUCUCCCGGGUACUCCCCAGAUCAGGUACCAGAAGGGCGAGGACAUCAAGAAGCUCAAGAACGCCUCGCGCGCCGCCAUGUCCAGCGGUUCCGACACCGAGGGCUCGGACGGCGAGAUCCGCAAGAAGAAGAAGGAGGUCAGGACAAAGUACGACAAGAUGGCCGAGCGUCAAAACCAGGACGUGCUGUCGUCGCAUUACCGCAAGCUGCUCGGCGAAGAUCAAACCGAAGACAACGAAGAAGACGACUUCCUGUCUGUCAAGCGCGUGCUGGACGACGACGCCGCGCUCGACGACGCCGCCGGCAACGCCAUAUCCGGUACCAACGCCGAUGGCACGGCCAAGGUGGUCAAGCUGGGCAAGAACGCGGAGCUGGUCAUCGACUCGCACCGCCGCGAGAAGCUGCUCAAGUCCAAGAAGAAGCUGCUCAAGUACAUGGAGAAGGGCCAGAAGCUCGUGUUCGACGACGAAGGCAACGCCCACCCCAUCUACCAGCUGCAGGACGAGGAGGACUUCCAGAAUGAGGGCGACGCCAAGGAGCUCAGGCAGAAGUUCGUCGAGGCCGAGACCAGCAAGGUCAAGGAGCAGGAUGUCGAAGAUAAGCUGCUCGCCAAGCAGCGGAGGAAGGAGAAGAGGGAGCGCGCCAAGGCGCGCGAGAGGGGCGAGGAGGUCAGUAACCCCAAGGGUCCCCUGCAGCCGGCGCUCCUGGAUACGCACAGCGAUGUGGAUGAGGAUCCUUUGGCUUUGCUCAGGAGUUUGCCUGUUGCUGGCCAGGGCGGAAACGACAGUGAUAGCGACGAAGGUAACAGGGAACCGCCUAAGAAGAAGGCGAAGAAGUGGUUCCAGAAGGAUGACUCGGAUACAGAGUACAGCGAUGAUGGCAGGCCGAGGAGGAAGAAGGCCAAGAUGGAGGGCGGCAGGAAGGUUAUUGAGAUGGAUCAUGAGCCGGAUAAUUUGCAGGAUUUGGAGGCUUUGGCUGCUGGCUUGUUGGAGGAUUGA
This is a messenger RNA of Sordaria macrospora k-hell, 2478 nucleotides long. RefSeq lists its product as uncharacterized. Lineage: Eukaryota; Fungi; Ascomycota; Sordariomycetes; Sordariales; Sordariaceae. The record is from RefSeq and is a predicted model, not a curated record. Gene Ontology annotation, molecular function: ATP binding; nucleic acid binding. Gene Ontology annotation, biological process: rRNA processing. Gene Ontology annotation, cellular component: nucleus.